AAUGCGCUCCAUGCAGGGGUGAUAUGCGCUGUGUGUUGAGGCGCUACGCGGAGAUGGCGUUUUGAGGCCGUAAAUCGUAUGGGAUUAACGGCCGUGGACAUUGCGUUGGUCGGGACAGUGAUAUUCGCGUGCAAUUUUCGUGCAGUGCCCGUUACGUGGAAUUGGUCGUGGUUAAUGCAGUAGCGGCAAGGUUGUGGUCAUCUGAUAUUUUCAGGGAUUGUAAAGAAAGCUUCGAGAUAGGAGCUUAUCUGGUUUUUGUGGCACCUUCCGAAGUUCGGACCCUCUAUUACGCUACAUCCGGUGUCUGCAGUCCGACCAGAAGGCGACAAGAUGAAGGCCGAGGACAUGCGUCUUCUGCGAUAGGUUGUAUCACAUAGGAACUGAGCCAGCCAACCAUGUGGCACGAGGCCCGCAAGCAAGAGCGCAUGGUCAGAGGCAUGAUUGUCGACUACAGAAAGCGUGCAGAGCGUCGCCGCAACUUUUAUGAGAAAACCAAGCAGGACCCCACACAGUUUUUGCAGGUCCAUGGCCGGCCAUGCAAGAUCCACCUGGAUCCAGCGGUGGCCAUGGCGGCCGACGGACCCAACAGCAUGAUGCCCUGGCAGGGCGACCCCGAGGUCUUCAUCGAUAGGUUUGACGGCCGGGCGCACCUGGACAUGAUAAGCGAGGUGCGUCCGAGCCCCCUGGCCUCCGACCUGGACGGUCUGCCCCUGGCGGAGGCCGAUCAAAUCAACUUUGAGAGGUACAGGAUUCUGGUGCAAAAUGAAUUCGCUGGAUUGUCGGAGGAGAAGUUCCUGCAUCAGCUGUACCUGGAGGAGCAGUACGGCAGCACGCUGCUGCAGCAGGCGGCGCGGCGCGACGCUGAGACCGACAAGCGCCGGCUCGCCGAGUCGCGCGCCGCCAUCGGCUACGUGUACGACGACAGCGACCCGCCGCUGCCGCCGCCCCAGCCGCCGCCGCCGCCGCCACCGCCGCCGCCGCCCGACGACGACGACGAGGAGGACGACAGUGACGACGACAUUGACCUCGACAUGAACCUGGAGGUGGGCCAGCUGAGCACGGAGCAAUACGGGGAGCUGAACACGGUCGGCCGCACCUUCAACCUCAGCACCACCGGCUUCAUGGACCUGCUGGUGGCCGACCAGCAGGAGCAGGAGUCGGCGCGCAUGGCCAAGCUGGAGGAGGAGGAGAAGCAGGCGCUCUCGGGCAAGAAGGGUCGCAAGGAGCGCCGGCUGCUGAAGGAGCGCAAGAUGCAGCAGCACUACCGGCCGCCGACGGUGGUGUCGGUGCCGAGCUACGCGGCGCCGCGCGGCUCGCCCUCGUACGCGCCUUACGCGGGCCCGACCGGCGAGGGCACGACAGCCGGCUCCCGGAGCCGCUCCCGCUCCCCGAGCCCGCCGCCCAACAAGGUGGAGUUCAUCACCAGCUUCGGCCACGACUCCGACUCGGACGGGGAGGCGGCGGCGGUCGUGGCCGGCCCGGUCAGCGGCCCGGCAAACCUGCCGCCUGAGCAGCGCGCCCGCCCGGCCCCCCGGCGGUGA
Pollicipes pollicipes is the source of this 1541-nucleotide messenger RNA. Its product is annotated as CLK4-associating serine/arginine rich protein. The coding region runs from base 396 to 1541 and encodes 381 amino acids. The transcript is spliced from 9 exons. Lineage: Eukaryota; Metazoa; Arthropoda; Thecostraca; Pollicipedomorpha; Pollicipedidae. The record is from RefSeq and is a predicted model, not a curated record.